Messenger RNA from Vollenhovia emeryi, 1454 nucleotides. It is a transcript of the gene PCNA, whose product is annotated as proliferating cell nuclear antigen. The record is from RefSeq and is a predicted model, not a curated record. NCBI's taxonomy places the organism in Eukaryota, Metazoa, Arthropoda, Insecta, Hymenoptera, Formicidae. The transcript has 4 exons. Gene Ontology annotation, cellular component: PCNA complex. Gene Ontology annotation, biological process: regulation of DNA replication; translesion synthesis; leading strand elongation. Bases 166 to 951 code for a protein of 261 amino acids. Gene Ontology annotation, molecular function: DNA binding; DNA polymerase processivity factor activity.
GCGCGAGCGCGCGACAAAAGCGCGGGUAACCGUCCGCCGAAAGUCCGUGGUGGCCGCGAGGGGAUAACUUGUUGCUUCGGGCGAUUAUUUUCGCCGCGUUUACCCACCCGGGAGCGAGUUCGAGAGCCUCGUCGGCGCGAGCGUGAGAGAGCGGAGCGGCGCACGAUGUUCGAGGCACGCCUGACGCAGAGCGCGAUCCUGAAGAAGGUGCUGGACGCGGUGAAAGACCUCCUGACCGAGGCGACUUUCGAAUGUUCCGACUCGGGGAUUCAGGUCCAGGCGAUGGACAACGCGCACGUCUCCCUGGUCUCGCUGAAUCUCAGGAGCGACGGCUUCGACAAGUACCGUUGCGACCGUAACCUGUCCAUGGGGAUGAGCAUCAGUUGCAUGUCCAAGAUCCUGCGAUGCGCCGGCGCGGAGGACACGGUGACCCUCAGGGCGUGGGACAAUCCCGAGUCUAUCGUCUUUAUAUUCGAGUCGCCGAACAAGGACAAGCUGGCCGAGUACGAGAUGAAAUUGAUCAACAUGGAUCAGGAGCACCUGGGCAUACCCGAGACCUCGUACUCGUGCGUCGUGAAAAUGCCGACCGCGGAGUUUACCCGCAUAUGCAGGGACCUGAGUCAGUUCGGGGAGUCGAUAACCUUCGCGUGCACCAAGGAGGGUAUAAAGUUCAGCGCGUCCGGCGACUACGGCUCAGCCAACAUCAAGCUGGCGCAGACCGCGGAUGCGGAUAACGAGGAGGAAGCGGUAAUAGUUAAUAUGCAGGAGCCCGUGAAGCUGACGUUCGCCUGUCGCUAUCUGAAUUGCUUUGUGAAAGCCGGUCCUCUUUGCAACCAAGUCACGUUGUCCAUGUCCGACGACGUGCCUCUCGUAUGCGAAUACAAGAUCGGCGAUAUUGGGCACAUCAGAUAUUACCUGGCGCCCAAGAUCGACGACGAGGAAGAAAACUAAAAUAACGAUAGAAAUAGAAUUCGUAUACAUGGAACUGUAAUUAUCGAUGCUACAUCACGUGCUGUUGUUUCUCGGAAAAUUUUGCCCUAUUAGCAUUCGACGCUCGUCAUAUUUAUUUCAAUAGGAAACGGAUUAGUGGGCUCGAUAAUUUCAAGGAGGGAUGAUGCCAUACACACUUGCUAAUCUGAGAAAAUUAAAUACACCGUUAUUCGACAUUGAGGUACAAGUAAGGCAAAGUUAAAGGUACUUUUAAGGUAAUAUAUUAUUUUAAUUUUACAUUUAAAAGUUAUUUGGCUCGUCACAGUGCUAGCGCGAUGCAGAAUUGACACUAAAAUUUAUAGUAGAGUGACACAAUGGUUAGUAUAGCAAAAUGGUGUCAUCCUCUUAAUUAAUAUUCACAUUAUUAAUGUUCCAGAGACUGUGACAGUAUUUUGAUAAUAUCGCAUUGUUCUUUUUUUUUAUAUGUAAGAAGAACUCAAUAUAUUUUCAAAAAAUUUGAUAAA